This is a messenger RNA of Bacillus rossius redtenbacheri, 4201 nucleotides long. It is a transcript of the gene Cln3, whose product is annotated as battenin. Gene Ontology annotation, biological process: lysosome organization; regulation of intracellular pH. The coding region runs from base 221 to 1645 and encodes 474 amino acids. The record is from RefSeq and is a predicted model, not a curated record. Gene Ontology annotation, cellular component: lysosome; membrane. The transcript has 9 exons. NCBI's taxonomy places the organism in Eukaryota, Metazoa, Arthropoda, Insecta, Phasmatodea, Bacillidae.
GCUAAUUAUAAUACGGACAGCGACCAUUGUUGUGUUUAUUAUUUGCUCAUCUAAUAUUUUCUAAACGUUGCCACGUGUGUUAAAGAUUAUCAACUUUUAAAAUUACGAAGUUUUGACCAUAGGCCGUCGAAAACGCAGAUGCAAAUUUUGUCAAUUGUGAAAGCGAGUUGCGUGAGUGGUGUAAAAUAUAGUGUAACACUAAAAAAUAAUAAAAAUAAUAAUGCAUGUAUUGUGGGAUUUAUGUCUUGUCGUCAAGAAAGUUGCAAGAAAGGGGAAACGUUUUGCUGUGUAUCGUAUUUGUAAUAAAUUUUGUAAGAACAUUCAUCCAGGUGAAAGAAGACAAAAUGCUUCCUCUAGCCAGAGUGAGCUACCAGGGGAGUCUUUGAGCUCAGAUCUCACACUCGUGCAGUCGUCUCGAAAGUCGAAACGUUGGAACAAUCUUGUGGCAUACUGGCUGCUUGGUCUUUGCAACAACUAUGGCUAUGUGGUUAUGCUGAGUGCUGCACAUGAUAUACUUAGCACUGACUUCAAUGAGUCUAUAAAUAGCACCAGCCCACCAGCUAACGUAUCAAGCAAUACCACCAGAGAUUGUAAUCGUAUAUCAACAGGGGCUAUUUUAUUAGCAGAUGUCUUACCGUCUCUUGGAGUGAAAACAAUUGCUCCUUUUUUACUAUUCAGUGUUCACUUGCGUGUGGCAUUGGUGGUUCUAUUGGCAACAGCUGGAUUUUUGCUGGUCGCACUUGCCUCUGUUGAAUGGAUGGCUGUGUUAGGUGUACUUUGUACAUCUUUGGGGUCUGGCUUGGGAGAAGUUACAUUUCUUUCAUACAGUACUUACUUUGACAGAAAUGUUGUAUCCACCUGGUCUUCAGGCACAGGCGGUGCUGGUAUAUUUGGUGCUGGUUCAUAUGCAGGUCUGAUAGCUCUGGGAAUGAAACCAGCCAAUGCUUUGCUAGUUAUGUUGAUAGUCCCUUUGAUUAUGAGUGCAUCAUUUUGGAUACUUUUACAGCAUCCAGAAAAAAAUGACGUUAAGGCACUCGUAAAAUUAGAAAAAUAUUCCAUGCAACCAAGCACUGUUGCAGAAGCAUCAUCAAACAUGGAAGCAAGUAAAACGAUGAAACCUGUGAUGAGUCUGAAGGAAAAACUACUUUUCAUACCUUCACUCUGCAAAUACAUGCUUCCUCUUACUGCAGUCUACUUGUUUGAAUACUUCAUCAACCAAGGAUUGUUUGAGUUAAUUGAAUUCUACAAUACCUGGUUGACACACAAGGAGCAGUACCGAUGGUUGCAACUGAUUUAUCAGAUUGGAGUUUUUAUAUCACGUUCUUCGGUUAAUAUUGUCACCAUUUCUCAUAUUUGGGUAAUGGCAGUUUUACAGUUCCUGAACGUGAUUCUUUUUACAUUCCAAGUAUUGUAUGAAUUCAUUCCUAACAUUUGGAUUGUAUUUGCUAUUGUAUUAUGGGAGGGACUGCUUGGAGGAGCAGCAUACGUCAACACAUUCUACAGAAUAUCAGUGGAGGUUCCAAAAGAAAAGCGUGAAUUCUCCAUAGGAAUCACAACCUUGUCUGAUGCAGUUGGAAUCUGUCUUGCAGGAUUCAUAUCUAUACCUGUUCACAACAUUUUGUGUAAUUUACCCAAGCCUGCUUAAUGCAAUGCCAUAUUGCAUUAGGUAGACAUUCUGGUGUUUCUUGUAUAUCACAGCAUUAAGAAAACAUCAAUUAUACUAGAGAAUAUUUUUAUAUAUACAUUUUUUAAUAAUGGUGUUGAUGAAAAUGCUUGUUUUUUAAAAAUAAAAGUACAGUAUUUGUAUCAACAAAAAAAAAACUGUUGCAUGAUAUAGUCAAUUUUAGCAGAUAUUUAUGUGACUAAUUACUUGUACACCAAUUGUAUUAUUUCUGUAAGAAAUAAGGGUGUGAUAAUAUCAAAGAACAGGUUUCUGAAUGUUGUUACCCAUUAUUUAUAUAAUUGUGCAUGUCUAAUUAUUUUCCCUGUUUAUAAAGAAACAUGAAACACAUGAAGGUGUUAUAAUAAUAGGUUGAGGGAAGUCACAUUCUUAUUUUAGCUCAUUACUAUAAUUAUAAAGGAAUAAAAAUGCAAGAAGUUAGAAAUUCUUUGAGACAUCAAAAUUAUGUCAGUAUUUGUAACCUUAAAGUUAUCAUUGGCCUACAUUUUGCUGAUGCAUGUGUUGUAUGGUCUUUAACCCAAAGGCCAUAUUGAUCCAAUUUGGCUUUCAGAUUAGUUUGUGUGAAUCGAGCCUCUUCUGGCAGAAUUAUUGGAAGUAUGAACAGCUUAAAGCAAACAAAACACAGUGGUGACUGUAAGCAGAAGUUAAUUGUGGUGUGUGGCCAUUUUCGAUCCACCUCAGUAGCCAGCACUGCCACUUAUAAUAACCAGCUAAAAAUUAUGUACAAGUACAUAAUCUGUCUUCAGUAUUAACAGUCUGAGCUUGCAGACACUGAUGUACCUACUAAUAGGGCCAUACUUACCGAUUCUGUACUGGGUGCGUGUCCUUGGUGUCACCUUGCUGACCUCUUUGUGUUUCCCCUCUUCCCCCUCCCCUCAUUUUGCCAGCUGUUCCAACCCUUCCCCUACUUGCCCUGUCACAAGCUUCUUGUAGUGCUCAAAUAUGCUUGUAUCCCUUGUCAUUGUUGCAUUCAUUACCUGGUGCCGCAUGGGUUGGAAGUUACGGCUGUUAAAUAAUUUCAGUUUGUUAGGUUUUGUGGACUGUGGUGGUCAUGCGUGUAAAUAUUUUUUCGUGUUCCGAAAUUCUUGUUUCGGCUUACCACCUAAAUUUAGUUAUGUUUUGAUGUUGUGUGUGAGCCGUGAUAUUUUUUUAACAGCCUCUUUCGUGUUUUGUCAUGACGAGUCUCAGUGUGUCUCCCAGCGAGUUGAAGUCCUUUCGUACGUCCUGUAUUUUCUAGGUCUAACUGUUUUGUGAACACAUCAUCAUGAUUAUGUCUUUGAAAUUCUAUAUCAUACUUUGUUCUUACCUGAAAUCAUAACCAGCAUGUGUUCCUUAAUGUUUUUGAAUGUGCUGUAAAUUGGUAACAUGAGCGUUGUAGAGAGUUACGAUCCCAGCUGUUUGACUAAGUUAUUGAUAAACUGGCUAAUAACCGUGGCUUCGCUCUUGCAGUUUCAGAGUAGUGCUAAUAUCUUACCAUUGAAAUAGAAGUAUGUAAUUAAUUCCAAAUCUUUUUAGUUAAUAAAUAGACAUAAUAUAUUGUCAGGUGCAUAAAGAAUUUAUUUCAUAACAAAAACAUUUAAGAAUGAUGAUUUUGUAAGUAGUUUUUCAUAGGCCUUAUUAAUUUUUAGUAUAGAUUAAGUAUCUUAUUUUAAAAGUUCUGUUUUAGAGUGUUUGAGGAUAUAUUUUACCUUGAUGAAAUCACACUUGCUAUUCAUUUCAUGAGGUAGACAAAUUUAAAAAAUUGUUAAACAUGCACCUAUUUCAUUUUAUCUAAGUUUAUGCCAUCGUUUACACUAACACUUUCAUUUACUAUGGUUAUAGGUAUGCUUAGAAUAAUUAAAUAAUUUCACCUUAUCACAAACACCUCUCAUUAUUUAAGGCUUUUUGAUACAAUAUAAUCUAUAUUUGAAAUGUAGAGUAUAAAUAUCAAAUUUCUUAUCCAACGUGUUAGUUGAUUCUAAGUUUACUUAGUAUUACUUAAAAAAAAUUCCCUAAAAUUGUUUACCCCUGUCUUAUAUUCCCACACAAAAUCAACGUAAAAAUAAGAACAAAGUAAAUAUGGCAAUAUCCGUUAACCAAACAAAAAACCAAAACCAUCCCAUUUUAUUAUUUUUACCACAGAUGUAAAUUUCAAGAUAAUUAUAAUAAACUUAAAUUUAUAUUGAGUUAAAUUUUAUCUUACAAAUACUGAUUUAGAGAAUUCCAUAACUUUUUAAUUUUUUAAAUAAUAUUAACCCCUGUUACAACUGAGGUGAUAUUUCGGAGAAUGUUGAGUAAGCGAAGGUUGCUUAAGGUAUGUUUAUUUAUCAUUUCCAGUAUCUUAAAUCAAGUUUGAUCUGAUCAGAUUAUAUAUAUUUUUAAUUUAAAGUUAAAACCAUAUUUCCAAUAUUUUAUCCUUCAAAAAGUAUAACUUCAGCAAGUUGUAAAAAGGAGUUGGUAGAUUUUUCAUGUUUAUGAAUGAUACCACAUAACUUACACUCCACUUGAUUAGCUUCAAAGGUACAAAUUUUAUAGUAAUGU